Molecule: messenger RNA, 5275 nt
Organism: Salmo salar (Atlantic salmon)
Lineage: Eukaryota; Metazoa; Chordata; Actinopteri; Salmoniformes; Salmonidae
Source: RefSeq, a predicted model, not a curated record
UCUGAACCGGUUUCAACCGGUUAUGUGAGUUAGUUGCUUCAACGAGGAGAAGAGGCGCAGGAAUACAAUCUCUCAAACCGCCCCGCUGCAAAAAAAUAUUAUAGUAAAGAAUUAAAUUGUAAAUCAAGGUUUAUUUUAUUUCGUAAAAUGAAUCGGAGUAUAUUACUGAGCGUGCCGUGAUAAUAGUUGCGGAAUCCACAUCUGUGAUCCUUAUUAACUAGCCAUCAAUACACAUUGUGGAAUUGGAGCCAGCUAACGUUUCAGAGAUAACAGUAACGUUAGCUAGUCUAUUUCUUACUAAACAACAACGAUAUUGUAUAUAGCCUUGUAGCUAGCUUCCCUGGGGGGAAAAUACAAUCUUCUUUCAGUCAGAGGCUUGGACUUUUGUCUAACCCCCCUCCUUGCUGUCCAUCCUUGCAGAGCUCUAUGCCAGCAGUUAUGACAGUGUUAGCAGACCAUGCAGCGCAGCAGCUGCUGGACUUCAGCCAGAAACUAGACAUCAACCUGUUGGACAACGUGGUCAACUGUCUGUACCACGGGGUCGGAACACAGCAAAGGAUGGCUCAGGAGGUUCUGACCCAGCUGAAAGAGCACCCGGAUGCUUGGACCAGAGUGGACACCAUACUGGAGUUCUCCCAGAGUAUGAACACCAAAUACUAUGCUCUGCAGAUUCUGGAAACGGUUAUCAAAACAAGAUGGAAGAUUCUACCCAGAAACCAGUGUGAAGGUAUUAAAAAGUAUGUUGUUGGACUUAUUAUCAAGACGUCGUCGGACGCCACAAUGGUCGAGAAAGAGAAAGUUUACAUUGGAAAGCUGAACAUGAUCCUUGUGCAGAUCCUAAAGCAGGAGUGGCCCAAGCACUGGCCCACGUUCAUCAGUGACAUCGUGGGAGCCAGCCGCACCAGCGAGAGCCUCUGUCAGAACAACAUGAUCAUCCUCAAGCUGCUCAGUGAGGAGGUGUUUGACUUCUCUAGUGGGCAGAUGACCCAGGUCAAGGCCAAGCACCUCAAAGACAGCAUGUGUAACGAAUUCUCCCAGAUAUUCCAGCUCUGCCAGUUUGUCAUGGAGAAUUCCCAGAAUGCACCACUGGUCCACGCCACUCUAGAAACGCUGCUGAGGUUUCUCAACUGGAUUCCUCUGGGGUACAUUUUUGAGACCAAACUCAUCAGCACACUCGUCUACAAGUUCCUGAACGUGCCGAUGUUCCGCAACGUGACGUUGAAGUGUCUGACGGAGAUCGCCGGGGUCAGUGUCAGCCAAUACGAGGAGCAGUUUGUCAACCUCUUCACACUCACCAUGUGUCAACUCAAACAGAUGCUUCCCCUGAACACCAACAUUCGUCUGGCGUAUUCCAACGGUAAAGAUGACGAGCAGAACUUCAUCCAGAACCUCAGCCUGUUCCUCUGCACGUUCCUUAAGGAACACGGACAGCUCAUCGAGAAGAGGCCCAACCUCCGAGAGACACUCAUGGAGGCUCUCCACUACAUGCUGCUGGUGUCUGAGGUAGAGGAGACAGAGAUCUUUAAGAUCUGUCUGGAGUACUGGAACCACCUGGCUGCAGAGCUUUAUAGGGAGAGUCCCUUCUCCACCUCCACCUCCCCCCUGCUGUCUGGAUCACAACACUUUGAUGUCCCUCCUCGCAGACAGCUCUACCUGCCUGUACUCUCCAAGGUGCGUCUGCUGAUGGUGAGCCGCAUGGCCAAGCCGGAGGAGGUGCUGGUGGUGGAGAAUGACCAGGGAGAGGUGGUACGAGAGUUCAUGAAGGAUACAGACUCCAUCAACCUCUACAAGAACAUGAGGGAGACACUGGUGUACCUGACCCAUCUGGACUAUGCAGACACGGAGCGUAUAAUGACAGAGAAGCUUCAUAACCAGGUGAACGGUACAGAGUGGUCCUGGAAGAACCUCAACACACUGUGCUGGGCUAUAGGGUCCAUCAGUGGAGCCAUGCACGAAGAGGACGAGAAGAGGUUCCUGGUUACCGUCAUCAAGGAUCUGCUGGGUCUGUGUGAACAGAAGAGGGGGAAGGACAAUAAGGCCAUCAUUGCCUCCAAUAUCAUGUACAUCGUGGGCCAGUACCCUCGCUUCCUCAGAGCCCACUGGAAGUUCCUCAAGACUGUCGUCAAUAAACUCUUUGAGUUCAUGCACGAGACCCAUGAUGGGGUACAGGAUAUGGCGUGUGACACUUUCAUCAAGAUCGCCCAGAAGUGCCGUCGCCAUUUUGUCCAGGUGCAGGUGGGCGAGGUGAUGCCCUUCAUCGACGAGAUCCUCAACAACAUCAACACCAUCAUCUGUGACCUGCAGCCACAACAGGUUCAUACGUUCUACGAGGCCGUGGGGUAUAUGAUCGGAGCCCAGACAGACCAGGCAGUACAAGAGCAUAUCAUAGAGAAAUACAUGUUACUACCUAACCAGGUGUGGGACAGCAUCAUUCAACAGGCCACCAAGAACGUGGACAUUCUGAAGGACCCAGAGACAGUGAAGCAGCUAGGCAGCAUCCUGAAGACCAACGUCCGGGCUUGUAAGGCCGUGGGACACCCCUUCGUUAUCCAGUUAGGACGCAUUUAUCUGGACAUGCUCAACGUCUACAAGUGCCUCAGUGAAAACAUCUCCGCAGCCAUCCAGACCAACGGAGAGAUGGUGACGAAACAGCCCCUGAUCAGAAGUAUGAGGACGGUGAAAAGAGAGACGCUCAAACUCAUCUCCGGCUGGGUUAGCAGAUCCAGCGAUCCACAGAUGGUGGGGGAGAACUUUGUUCCGCCGCUGCUCGACGCCGUUCUCAUCGACUACCAGCGCAACGUCCCCGCCGCCCGGGAGCCCGAGGUCCUCAGCACCAUGGCAACCAUCGUCAACAAGCUGGGCGGACACAUCACCGGGGAGAUCCCGCAGAUCUUCGAUGCCGUGUUCGAAUGCACGCUCAACAUGAUCAAUAAAGACUUUGAGGAGUACCCGGAACACAGGACUCAUUUCUUCUACCUGCUGCAGGCGGUCAACUCCCACUGUUUCCCAGCAUUCCUGGCCAUCCCUCCGGCCCAGUUCAAACUGGUGCUGGACUCCAUCAUCUGGGCCUUCAAACACACCAUGAGGAACGUGGCCGACACCGGUCUUCAGAUCCUCUACACUCUACUGCAGAACGUGACUCAGGAAGAGGCUGCAGCACAGAGCUUCUACCAGACAUACUUCUGUGACAUCCUCCAACACAUCUUCUCUGUGGUCACUGACACAUCACACACUGCUGGCCUGACGAUGCAUGCCUCCAUCCUGACCUACAUGUUUAACCUGGUGGAGGAAGGGAAGAUCAACACCCAGCUCAACCCCUCCAACCCCAGCAACAACCAGGUCUUCAUACAGGAGUACGUGGCCAACCUGCUCAAAACUGCUUUCCCACAUCUACAGGAUGCCCAGGUCAAGGUGUUUGUAACAGGACUGUUCAGUCUAAACCAGGAUAUUGCAGCCUUCAAGGAACACCUGAGGGACUUCCUGGUACAGAUUAAGGAGUUUGCAGGGGAGGACACCACAGACCUGUUCCUGGAGGAGCGGGAGGCAUCGCUGCGUCAGGCGCAGGAGGAGAAACACAAGCUGCAGAUGUCAGUUCCUGGUAUCCUCAACCCACAUGAAAUACCUGAGGAGAUGUGUGAUUGAGACGUCCAGCCCCUGCGACACGCCACAUGAACCAAACUGCUGUUACUGUACAUACAGGCAUACCAACAAACACACACAACUAACCCUAACAGAACAGAGGUGGGAGGCCCCCGGUCACUUUGCUGAGGUACGGAGAGAGCAGACACGCACGUCCUCAUCCAUCAGGUGUUUUGUCGACCAAAACCAUGUCAAUAUGUAAAUGACGACGUACCACGUCACCCCGUGGCCGUUAUACAUAGCACCUACGCUACGUUUUAUAUGGAGACUUCUGGGUGAUAUGUUUCCACUGUUUAACCCAAACUUGUAUUGUUAAUUUGGUCAUGGGUCAUCACCCCCCCUAGCUGUCAUGGGUCAUCACCCCCCUAGCUGUCAUGGGUCAUCACCCCCCCUAGCUGUCAUGGGUCAUCACCCCCCCUAGCUGUCAUGGGUCAUCACCCCCCCUAGCUGUCAUGGGUCAUCACCCCCCCUAGCUGUCAUGGGUCAUCACCCCCCCUAGCUGUCAUGGGUCAUCACCCCCCUAGCUGUCAUGGGUCAUCACCCCCCUAGCUGUCAUGGGUCAUCACCCCCCCAGCUGCAGACGUAUGUGGAUAAGACUUCUGAACUUUACUUGUUUUGUUUCCUUCCCUCCUUGUUCUCCCCUUCACAUGUUAUCUCUCUCUCUAUAUAUAUAUAUAGAGAGAGAGAGAGACUGAGGAAAGUUUUUGUGAAACAAGGCAUAUGUGUCAAAAAGUUCUCAGCAAAGAGGCUUCUAGAACUAUUGUGUGACAGACGGACAGACUAGAAGGAAUGAAGUGGUAUUCUAGAAGUAUGUGUGUGCACCCUGCGUCUGAUUCCCAACCCAAUGCAUUGUGGUUAGAAUGUGAAGCUAGCGGAUUAUGAAGGAAGGAAGUCAGAGAUGCUGCUGCUUUGUGUGUCAGGUGGUCAGGCUAGCGGCCGUGCUCAUUGGUUGAACCUCCGCCCAACUGAAAGAAACCUACUGCGUUUGGUCGCCUGGCUGUGACGAGGCGGGAACUAGGAAGACAGGAAGGAGCAUCAUCGGAGCAAGACAGUCAGAUUAUGUGCAUAUCAUCCCAAUUCUAUAGCACAUGAAUUACCAUGGGAACAUCAUUAUUAUUUACUGUAUUUUUGUGGGUGUGUUGAGUGCGUGUGCUGUCGCCUAGACGACAUGGGCGUUUAGUUUUCCUCUGCGAGGAUCGUUGCUCCCGUAGUGAGCUCUUCAUUAAAAUGGACCUUUAACUGAAAGAAGAAGCGGUUAUUGAAAUUUUAUUUAUGGGUUCAAGAUGGCUGCAUCUUUAUAACAAACUCCUGUUUAACUUGUGUCAGUCUGAAUUGGAACUAAUUGACAUUGUUUACCAUGCUAGUAGUGCUUCAACAACACUACCUAGAAGACAAGCAAAAAUAACAACAACUCGGUUUACAUUUCAUUUGGAUCUUUAUAACAUCUCUUCUAUCCAAAAUAAAACAAAAGGCUUUUAUUCCAGAGUGAAAUAAGUAGUUGACAACAGUUUAAUUAAGCAACAAAUGUAUAAAUCCUAAUCCACACUCAAUCUGUAAAUGGCAAAUAGUUCCCCUUCUCUACUCGUUCCAGUUGUUGUGAAACUUUUUGAACUGAUUAAAGUUGAGGAUUUUAUAA